Malurus melanocephalus (red-backed fairy wren) is the source of this 2630-nucleotide messenger RNA. RefSeq names its product RIC8 guanine nucleotide exchange factor B (gene RIC8B). NCBI's taxonomy places the organism in Eukaryota, Metazoa, Chordata, Aves, Passeriformes, Maluridae. Gene Ontology annotation, biological process: G protein-coupled receptor signaling pathway. Gene Ontology annotation, molecular function: guanyl-nucleotide exchange factor activity; G-protein alpha-subunit binding. Bases 6 to 1658 code for a protein of 550 amino acids. The transcript has 10 exons. Gene Ontology annotation, cellular component: cytoplasm; plasma membrane. The record is from RefSeq and is a predicted model, not a curated record.
CGGGCAUGGAGCCGGGCGCGGAGCCGGGCCCGCCGCUGGGCGCGGAGCUCGGCGCGGUGCUCGAGGCCGUGGAGGGGCGCGGCGACGGCGGCGCCGAAGCGGUGGAGCGCGUCCUGGCGCGGUACAACGAGGAGAAUCGGGCCACUUUCAGAUUUGAUCCUGCAGAUGAAGACAAAAGAAAGAAACUGUGUGAGGGAAUUCUAAACAUCCUUGAAAAAGACACAAAAACUUCAUGUCAAGUUGCCUGCCUGGAGGCCCUCCGAAUUCUCUCCAGGGACAAGAAGGUUUUAGUGCCUGUAACCACMAAGAGGAACAUGCAGAUCCUUAUGAAGCUAGCAAAGCUGGACACUGUGGAAGAYCCUUUGGAGACAGAAUCUGAAUUUCCUGUGAUAGUCGAAGCCUUAAAAUGCCUCUGUAACAUAAUUUUUAAUAGUUCAGUUGCACAGAAGCUCAGUUUGGAACUGAAUCUUGCAGCCAUGCUUUGCAAUCUUCUGCAGAAAUGUCAGGAGCGGCAGCUGGUUGGUGACAUUAAAUGCUUUGAUUUGCGUCUCCUGUUCCUCCUGUCCCUUCUGCACACAGAUAUCAGAUCACAGCUCCGUCAGGAACUGCAAGGGGUGCAAGUUUUGACUCAGGCUUUGGAGAGCUCCCUGAGUGUAAGAUGGACAGAGGAAUAUAAAGCAGCAGAAGAUCGUGACAGGCCUCCUCUGUCUUUGCAAGAGACAGACUGUGCCAUUGAGGCACUAAAGGCUCUCUUUAAUGUAACACUUGACAGUUGGAAUGUCCACAGCAAGAAUGAAUCUCAUCAAUUUCGUUACAUGGCUGCCAUCCUUCGACACUGCUUAUUAACCACGGGCCCUACUGAAGAAAAAACUGAAGAGUUGCACAGCAAUGCAAUCAACCUCUUAAGCAAUGUUCCUGUUUCUUGCUUGGAUGUUCUUAUUAAUCCAUCGUCCCAGGAGGAAACAGAUAUAAAAUACAAUGGUAUGAAUAUGGGAGCUAUUCAGAUUUUACUGGAUUUCAUGGAGAAGAGAAUAGACAAGGGAAGCAGCUAUAGAGAAGGUCUGACUCCAGUUCUCAGUUUAUUAACUGAAUGCUGCCGAACUCACAGGAAUAUCAGGAAGUUUAUCAAAGCUCAGGUACUACCUCCAUUAAGAGAUGUGUCCAACCGUCCUGAAGUUGGCACAACYGUGAGGAACAAACUCGUGCGCCUUAUGACACACGUUGACCUUGGAGUAAAGCAAAUUGCAGCAGAAUUUCUCUUUGUUCUUUGUAAAGAGAGAGUUGAUAGCUUGUUGAAAUACACAGGCUAUGGYAAUGCAGCAGGAUUGCUGGCAGCRAGGGGCCUGCUAGCAGGAGGAAGAGGAGAUCAUUGGUACUCAGAUGAUGAAGAUACAGACACAGAAGAAUACAAAUCUGCAAAGCCAAACAUUAACCUCAUCACUGGCCACUUAGAAGAACCAAUGCCCAAUCCAAUGGAUGAAAUGACAGAGGAACAAAAGGAAUAUGAAGCUAUGAAGCUUGUCAACAUGUUUGAUAAACUUUCCAGAGAUGAGCUCAUAAAGCCCAUGGGAGUGCGGCCCGACGGGACAAUGGCUCCUUUGGAGGAAGCAGUCAGCCAGUACCAGACCAACAAGCAAGAGAGCUCGGAUUCAGACUAAGGCAUCACCUGCUUCACUCUCAAUYCUCUAAUCCACACUUCUCCUUAGAGCCACAUCUUUUAUGCUCACAUUAGCCAGCGUCAUUUUAACUGUUCUAUUAUUGGCAUAUUUAAACGAUGGGUCCUGUGCUGUAAUGUCUGAGUUUUUAUUAUGUCUGUUUAGAGAACAUAUCAGUUUAUUCAUUUAUGAUCUUUAUUAAUUUAAAAUUAAAUGUAUUUCGAAGGGAUAACAAGCAAAAGCCUACAAUGUAAAAUAAAGUCCACUUUCAUUUUCCAGAAUCCUCUUUUCUGAACUCUGUAGGUUUUCCCAUUCUUGAAAAUCUUUUGUAUUGUCUUGCCAGUCUUCCUCUUUAUAUAAUUAUUAGUAUUAAUGAAGCGUGUUUACUUAAUGGCAUYAGGAGCAGAGGGUGUUUAAAGUUAGGAGUCUGACUUUGUGAGGCUGCUUUAGCAGGCACUGAGCAGUGAUUUCAAAGCUCCCCCUUUUUAAGUGCCAUGGGGUUUCUCACUGCUACAAACUUCUCCAGUUAAGCUGCUGCUUAAGAUUUUAACAAUGUGUCAGCAUCCCUAAAAUUGCCUUGAACUGGGAACAAGAUGAUGUAUGUUGUAUGUCUUCCCUCCCUCYCUCCCUCCUUGGCUAAGACCACACGAAUAUACCCCCUCCUCCCCUCUUUGGGUAAGUAAAAACAUCCCUAUUGAAAAUGCUGUUCAAGUAUUGCACUGAAAUGUUGCCCCAAAUGGGAGGGGAUGGGAAUGCAUGUGCCUGUGGUUCACUGAAUUGGGGCCUGCUUUUGGAGAUUAACUGCUAUGCCUCACUUGAAGACAAGGCAAACUAAUCUACAAACAAAUAUUUCCUGUUAGAGAGAACAUAGGAARCAAUGGGACAGAGAACGGGAAGGUGGAAAGGAGCAAAAAGUGUCACUUUCAAUUCUGUACUCUUUAAAAAAAAAAAGAUUAAAGUUUUAGGCGUGCUGCA